Messenger RNA from Eucalyptus grandis, 1632 nucleotides. RefSeq lists its product as uncharacterized. Gene Ontology annotation, cellular component: chloroplast outer membrane. The transcript is spliced from 5 exons. NCBI's taxonomy places the organism in Eukaryota, Viridiplantae, Streptophyta, Magnoliopsida, Myrtales, Myrtaceae. The record is from RefSeq and is a predicted model, not a curated record. Gene Ontology annotation, biological process: chloroplast organization. The coding region runs from base 1 to 1431 and encodes 476 amino acids.
AUGAUUUGUUUUUUUUUUCCUAUUCGGUUUUUAACUGCAGUUGAUGAAGUGUUGGCAACUCUUUAUGACCUGAUAAAAGCAGCGGCAGAAAGUUCCGAGCAGACGGUUCAACCUGAGCAGAAGAAAGAUCACAGUCAACAAAACAUCACACCUGGCAAAUUCCCCACGGGGUCUCCGCCCUGUCAGACCUCUUGCUUUAGACCGCCAACUUUCAAUUUGGUAUGGAAGACAGCCAGAAGGCCUUUCACCGAUGUGUCAUUCAUCCUGUGUCUUCUCCAGUCUUGCGGUGGUAGCACUGAGUGGAAACUGAGGCCCAUCCAGGUGAGAGAAAUCGAGGCAAGCAAUUCGGAAGCACAACCUGCAGCUGCAGUACAAAGAAAUGCAAAUGUAGUGGUCGCAGAGGCGGCACCACCACCACCACCACGAUCUGUGCCGCCACCAAGACCCCCACCACCACCUCUUACUACACCCUCAAAAGGUUUGCUUACAUCACCGCCGCCGCUGCCACCAGUCAAAGGAGGUGCUCCACCGCCUCCUCCUCCACGAACUACAACAACAUCAUCAUACACCAAGAAAGCAACCACUAGGUUGAGAAGAUCAGCUCAAUUUUCCAGCCUUUAUCGGUUGUUGAAAGUGAAGAUGGAGGGGUCAAAUCUAGAGGGUAAAUCCAACAGUGGAAGAAAACAUCAUGCUCGGGUUUCUUCCGGCGGAAAGCAAGGGAUGGCUGAUGCAUUAGCAGAGAUGACAAAGAGAUCGGAUUACUUCCAAAAGAUCGAGACAGACGUACAAACACAUGGAAAAACGAUCAUGGACUUGAAAGCUAAGAUAAAUUCCUUUCACACCAAGGACAUGGUCGAGCUUUUCAAGUUCCACAACUUCGUUGAAUCACAUCUCAAUAGCUUAACAGAUGAAACACAGGUUUUAGCAAAGUUUGAAGGUUUUCCUGUGAAGAAGCUGGAAGCUUUAAGAGCAGCAGCUGCUCUGUACUCGAAACUUGAGGUGAUUGCCAUUCGCUUGCAGAACUGGGAGAUUGUGCCUCCACUUGGCAAGCUCCUUGACCAGAUUGAGAACUACUUCAGCAAGAUGAAGCGAGAGGUUGACAUGCUCGAACAAAUAAAGGAAGAAGAGUCCAAGAAGUUUCAGAGAUACAAUGUUGAAUUCGACUUCAAUAUCCUUGUAAGAAUCAAGGAAUCAAUGGUUGAUGUUUCUUCGAGGUGCAUGGAGUUGGUACUUGAGGAAAGAAGAGAAGCAAAGGAGAAAGAGAAAGAGGACACCACAGCGAGAUUGGGAAGGCAAAGAGAUGAUAACAACAAGAUGCUUUGGAGGGCUUUUCAAUUGGCUUUCCGGGUGUACUCGUUCGCCGGUGGCCAUGACGACCGUGCAGACAAACUCAGCAAAGAAUUAGCUCAAGAAAUCGAGACCGGUGCCUAGCAUCAUCAAAUCCCACAUUUCUCUAACUUGCCGUUUUAACCAUGCAUUAUUUUGAAGCGCCUCUUACUAAUUCUGUUGAUGAUCACUUGACAGUGGACAGAUAGGACACAAGUACAGCUGAGAACAAAGGGAGAAAGUAAUCUUAUUCCAUCGGAUACACAACGUGCCACCCAUCCGAGUUGAGACAUUUUGAUGGACUAC